Messenger RNA from Aspergillus heteromorphus CBS 117.55, 1810 nucleotides. RefSeq lists its product as uncharacterized. The record is from RefSeq and is a predicted model, not a curated record. The transcript has a single exon. NCBI's taxonomy places the organism in Eukaryota, Fungi, Ascomycota, Eurotiomycetes, Eurotiales, Aspergillaceae. The coding region runs from base 284 to 1810 and encodes 508 amino acids.
AUAGCGUGAACUCGACCCGCACCGUUCGCCGAGCAGCACGAUCGUGACUCACGGCUUGUUCUUCUUCUUCUCUCCCUUCUCCUUCUCCUUCCCCAACCUCUCCCUCCAACACACGAUCACCACCACCACCAUUAGACACGUACCAGGGUACCGCCAAACUCAAUCAUAUCACCCUCCCGCGGAAUGCUGCUCUGAGACAUCAUCUUCAUCAUCAUCAUCAUAAUAUAUUUAUUGCCAACCCCCCAACUCCAGUCUGGACUAGACAGACCGUCUACCACCGACCAUGUCCUCCAACCCCACCGACCAGCUCCAGACGAGCCAAACCCUCGCCACCUCGCUCGUGGCCCGCUGUCGGUCUCUCCUCGCCGACCUCGGCGCCUUCCAAGCCCUGCUCGCCCAGACCCAACGCAACCCGCAGAUCGUCGAGGUGCGCUCCCUCCGCUCCAACGCCCUGUCCGAACUGCGCACAUUGGAGAGACUCGAUGCGCAGGUGCGCGCGGUCAACGACAAUGACAACGACAAUGAGGAUUCCCUGAGGCUGCUGCAUGCGCUGCGCUCGUCCAAUCUGCCGUUUUACGAGGCCGUCUGGGCCAUUGCGAGGAAUUCGUGCCGGGGGCUGGUCAUGUUCGGGAAGAGGUUUUAUUGGGGGGGAGGUGGGGGGGAGGACGGGGCCGAGGGGAAGAGGUCCGCGAGGGAUAAACGGAAGAGUGUCUUUGUGGAUAUCGUUGCUGCCGAUGGGGAGGAGUGGGUGAAGGUGUCGACGGUCUCGCAGACUAGGCUGUUGUUCGAGAUGGCGAAGAAGGGGUGGGAGGGGGAUGAUUCGGACUCCGAUGGGGAAGGGGAGGCUAGGACGGUGCUACGGAAUUUUGACGGCGAUGAGGAUGAGGAUGACGACGACGAUGAUCAGAUUGAGCUGAUCAAGUUGGCCGGUGAUCUCAGGAAGGCUGCGGAUGCUACGAGAGUCAGGUACAGGCAUCCCCGACUGCGGUUUAUGAUCCCGAAGAUCGAGGAGGGAACGAGCGUGGAGAUCGAUGGUCUUUUGAAGAUUAUCAGAGGCUAUGGGAUUACAGUGGUUUGCGGCGAGAACGCGUAUGGGGGGACGGAUGCACAGAGAGACCUGUCCCAUCUGCUGCCGCAGCCCUUCAAGCGGUUCACUCCCACGCUCAAUGUGGAUUGCACACUGCUGCUGGCCGUGGUUUCCGACCUGUCCCAUCGCAAGGAUAUCACCCAGUCUCCGAUUCAUCACCGCGCCAUCAAUCGACAGAUCGAGGUGGAGCACGACCGGCCCUUGCUGCCCACGGAGCUCUGGCCGGCCAUGGUGGGCCAUGAGCUGGUGUGUACCGAGGAGGCUGCGCGACGGAUGAAGGAGAUUGUGACCAUUAUCGGCACCGAGACCGAAAACCUGCGCAUGAAGAUCCUGAUGGGCGACGCGCCGUUCGCUGAAUGCAGUACGGAAGACCUCCUUCGCAAGUACCAGGAACUGUCGGAUUAUGAAAUGCCGAGCCAGUGGAAACUCCCCGUCAAGGCCGUGGAAGCGCAUUCGGUCAUUGCGUCGGCGAGAGACAAUGGAAAGCUUCCCCCGCUCUGUCGCAAGGUGGAGGACAUAUUGUCAGACAUCAACUAUAGCGUGUUUCUGUACGGGUGGGCUGCGGAGGUGGCGACGAUAUCAAGCAAUCGAACGGUCGUGAAGGAAAUCGAGGCCAUGGUGGAGAAGCACAGGGACGGGGACGAAGACUUAGAGGGACCUCUGAUUUGGGUGUGCGAUACUGCCAGGAGUUUGAUAGGCAAAGAAAAGGGCCGCAAAAGCUAG